Seminavis robusta is the source of this 852-nucleotide messenger RNA. The record is from the annotation of a GenBank genome assembly. Lineage: Eukaryota; Bacillariophyta; Bacillariophyceae; Naviculales; Naviculaceae.
AUGAUUGAAUUUCAAUCCGAGGAAGCAUGUUUCACCUUCCCAAGCAAGGAGCUCGCUCGAGGCAACCGAAAACGAACGAAACGAAGCUCACAAAAUCAGAUCUCAACAAAGCAAGCAACCACAACAGCCACAAGAAUGAAUCCCAUGCUUUCUUUCAACCCCCAUGUAUACCAAGAAAACAAUUACAUGAACUGUGAAACCACUUCUCUAUCCACAUGUACACCAAGCAUUAGAAUUGUCAAGGAAGACCCAGAGACAAGCAUCAGAACAUCACUCACCACCACACCAUCAAUGACAACCGUGACCACGACAGCAACGCGAGGACAACCCAGAACGGUCGUCUGCGAGCGAUUUGGACUCGAGUUGACAAGCCCUCGACAGGACUGCGGCUACGUGACAAUAUCAAAAAUCAUGGAAGGAUCUCCAUUAGCAAAAAACACAAACAUCCAAGUGGGAAUGGCCAUCAUCUUUGUUCACGGAAAGAGCUGUCGGUGGAAGAGUGCCGCGCGAGUCGCAGAAAUGCUGGACACAGUCAUUGGCCGGGCACCCAUUGUCACGAGUUUUCUGGAUGGCAACCUGGUGCACACCAUGUUGGAUGAUACCGUUCGAUCCGGAUACAACUCCCGCAGGGUACGUCAUUUGCCGCGUCGUCUCUGGCGCCGAACCUCGUCCAUUCGAGGAAGGGCCGUUCGUUCUUCCACUAAACAACAACAAAUGAGCAACUAGCUAGCUAGCUAGCGAAGAGUUAUAGAAACUGAACUUUCUGUUACAUGGAUAGGACCGGUAUGGAUAGUCUCGUAGAUAAGACAGAGGGACGGACGGCAAAGUUUGCCGACUGCGUGCCAGCAAGGG